Aureobasidium subglaciale EXF-2481 is the source of this 3000-nucleotide messenger RNA. RefSeq lists its product as uncharacterized. Bases 77 to 2575 code for a protein of 832 amino acids. The transcript has 2 exons. NCBI's taxonomy places the organism in Eukaryota, Fungi, Ascomycota, Dothideomycetes, Dothideales, Saccotheciaceae. Gene Ontology annotation, cellular component: peroxisomal membrane. The record is from RefSeq and is a predicted model, not a curated record. Gene Ontology annotation, molecular function: ATP binding; long-chain fatty acid transmembrane transporter activity; ABC-type transporter activity. Gene Ontology annotation, biological process: long-chain fatty acid import into peroxisome; peroxisome organization; very long-chain fatty acid catabolic process.
CUCACACUGACAUGUCCUUUCUCAGCGCCUAAGACAUCAUCUCACAACCAAACACCACGCGUAAUGUGAAUCUGCAAUGGCAGCGCAGUCGACACUACGGCACAAGCCGGACGAAGCCCUCCGAGCUCUCCUCAGCCGCUUGGUCGACCGCCUCCAUCGACGACUAAAACGUACAUCCCCCACAUUGCGCCUAGCGGCAGCGCUCUUCUUCACUCUCGGUCUCGUUGGCGGAAGCUAUGCCUCCUAUACGUGGUGGGUCGAAAGCCGAAAGGAGAAGGAGACGGGGCGCCGACUGCUCAGGCGCAACUCCGGGCUGAGAGCAAAGGACGGCACGCGCACAAUCUACGUUGCAUACAAGUCGUCCACGGCAAAAGUCGUCAUCAAUCCUACCAAGAACACCACUUUCGAUGCACAUCGUCGCCUGUUCCUGCAACCGCCGAGAGCUGUCGGUCUCAGCGACAGCAGCCUCCCCCAAGUCCCUCCUCUCCAGACAAAGCCUGGCUUGAAUCUUGCCUUCCUACAUCAGUUCCUCAGUCUGAUGAACAUUCUGAUCCCAAGAUGGGGCAGCAAAGAGACGGGGCUGCUCUUCAGUCAUGGCGUCUUCCUGCUUCUCCGAACAUACCUCUCACUGGUCGUCGCACGUCUCGACGGUGAAAUUGUCAGAGACUUGGUCGCCGGCAGAGGCAAGCCUUUCCUGUGGGGCAUCGCCAAAUGGUGUACCAUCGGAGGUCUGGCAAGCUACACAAACAGCAUGAUCAAGUUCCUGCAGUCAAAGGUCUCGAUAGCCUUCCGCACUCGCCUCACUCGCUACAUUCACGACCUCUACCUCAACGACAACCUCAACUUCUACAAGCUCUCCAAUCUCGACGGAGGCAUUGGUCACGGCGCGGAUCAGUUUGUCACUCAAGACCUGACUCUGUUCUGCGACUCGGCUGCCACUCUCUACUCGAGCCUGGGGAAGCCUCUGGUAGACUUGGUGGUCUUCAACUACCAGCUGUACCGCUCCCUAGGUCCUCUGGCUUUGACUGGUUUGCUAGCCAACUAUUUUGCUACUGCCACACUACUCAGAAGACUUUCGCCUCCAUUCGGUAAGCUAAAGGCUGUCGAGGGCAAGCGAGAAGGUGACUUCCGUGCUCUCCAUGCUCGAUUGAUCGCCAAUGCAGAAGAAGUCGCUUUCUACGGCGGCGAUCAAAUGGAGAAGCUCUUCUUGGACAAGGGCUUCCAAGAGCUCAAGAGAUGGAUGGAGGGCAUCUACAGCCUCAAGAUUCGCUACAACAUGCUUGAAGACUUUGUGCUCAAGUACUCAUGGAGUGCCUUUGGCUACCUCAUCACCUCAUUGCCCGUCUUCUUGCCCGCCUGGGGCGGACUUGCAGAGGCUGGUGACAAGAAGAUCACACGGCCUGCCUCAGAGGCCGCACUCAUGGCUCAAACACCAACAGACGAGUCUGGGAAUCGUACUCAGAACUUCAUCACAAACAAACGUCUCAUGCUUUCGCUUGCUGAUGCAGGUGGUCGUAUGAUGUACAGUCUGAAAGACCUGUCGGAACUGGCAGGCUACACCUCUCGCGUCUACACUCUUAUCAGCACACUCCAUCGCGUUCACGCCUCUGCCUACCAUCCUCCUCGCAACACAUACCCUGAACUCUACUCUCUCGCAGACGUACAAGGAACUCUACACAAAGGCUUCUCCGGCGUGCGCUUCGAAAACGCACCCGUUGUAGCCCCUGGUCUCUGGCCCCAAGGCGGAGAAGAGCUCCUCGACAACCUCAACUUUGUCAUCCAAUCCAACCAACAUAUCCUCAUCAUUGGUCCCAACGGUGCAGGAAAAAGCGCAGUCGCCCGUAUCUUGGCUGGUCUUUGGCCCGUCUAUCGCGGUCUGGUAUCUCGCCCCCGCAGCGUGGGACAAGAUGGCAUCAUGUUCCUCCCCCAACGGCCCUAUCUUUCCCCUGGCACCCUUCGCGACCAGAUCAUCUACCCACACACCGAAUUCGACAUGCGCGCUUCCUCACGCCGCGACUCUGAACUCGAACAAAUCCUCACCGAUGUCCGUCUCGGCUACUUGCCCACCCGUGAAGGCGGCUUCGACACCAGAAAGACGUGGAAAGACGUCCUGUCGGGAGGAGAGAAACAGAGGAUUUCUUUUGCGAGAUUGCUGUAUCAUGCCCCGGCUUUUGCAGUCAUAGAUGAAGGGACUUCUGCCGUGAGCAGUGAUGUGGAGGGUUUACUUUACGAGACGCUCAAGCAGAGGGGAGUCACUCUGCUCACCAUCUCCACGAGAGCGAGUCUGAAGCGCCAUCAUGAUUUUGUUUUGACACUGGGACUUGGAGCUCAAGGAGACGAGUGGGAAGUGCAGCGCAUCGGCACAGAAAGCGAAAAAGACAGCGUGGAAAAGGAAAUUGCCGAAUUACGAGAAAGACUCGAGAAAGUGGAGGGAUGGCGACGUAGGAAAGAGGAGAUUGAAGACGAAUUGGCCAAAGUGUGGGGGGAGAGUGAUGCAGGGACAGAUGGCUAUUGUACCGAUGGGCAAGAAUUCGUUACGCCUGCUGCUACGCCUUUUGGACCUAGAUCACCGUAGUAGACGGGGGGCAACGUCGGCGUAAUUAUUUGUGAUUAUUAUCUCCCCACGACAGUCUUUUCAAAUAUCCGCUGUUCCCGUCAUUAUCUCUCCUAUUUCGAGCUAUGUACUCUAGAUAUGAAUCAUCUCUGUCUAAAGCUCUAUACCCAGCUUUGUAUUCAUUAGGGAGAAAGAAAUUGGAUACAAGGGAUAUUUAGACUAGUGCAGGCUUUGAUGCGUUCGUUCUAGUAGUGCGAGGAUCCUUGGUAGUGUAUCACCCUUCUUACUUCUUCUUUGCUUCUCCUUGCCCGUUGGUCUGUGUGUGUGUUUAUAUAUGUAAACUCUAUCCACCUUCUCUGUUUGCACAACCUUGCUCCUGUAUCCAGGAACAAGCUCAAGAAUAGAGAAAAUGCCGCUACCGUACACACCACCUUAGCCACUGUAUC